UUUAUGACUUGUUUUCAACAAUUUGUUUACAAUUCCUGUGAAACACAUCCAAAGAAAUGGCAAAAUUAGUGAGUUUCGGCGGUUUCGGUCACCAUAUGAGGACCUCAUGGAUGGCUCAACACAAGUGUCUGGCGUUGACUUCGACGCCACUGAGAGCGCAGUCCUCGUCCUCGUCCUCCUCCGAGUUGUCGACCAAUCCGUCGACACUUCCGGUCAACAAAAAGGGAUACUCGCCGUUCACCCAACCGGCGUCGCGUGCGGACUACGCCCUGUCCCGUGUGGACGACCUGCUAAACUGGGCGCGAAAGAACUCUCUGUGGCCGCUCACCUUCGGACUCGCCUGUUGUGCGGUGGAGAUGAUGCACAUCGCGGCCCCCAGAUAUGACAUGGAUAGGUUCGGGGUCGUGUUCAGGGCCAGUCCACGCCAGGCCGACGUGAUCAUAGUGGCCGGCACUCUCACCAAUAAGAUGGCGCCCGCCCUCCGCCGCGUCUACGACCAGAUGCUUGAGCCCCGUUGG
This is a messenger RNA of Oppiella nova, 518 nucleotides long. NCBI's taxonomy places the organism in Eukaryota, Metazoa, Arthropoda, Arachnida, Sarcoptiformes, Oppiidae. The record is from the annotation of a GenBank genome assembly.